GGUUUGGGGGAGGAGAUCGGCUCACACACAAGAGGAGAGUGUUGAGCCGCCAUAUCUGCUGCUGCCGCCGCAGUUGCGAAUGCAGCAUCGGCGCUUCGCUGCCUCCACGGUGCCGCUAAGGUUCGCGUCGCCACCCCUUGGCCCCUCGCUCUUGCUGCCUUCACCCCGCCGGCGGAGCCCGCUCUUUCUGGCCUGUUGAGCCCGCUCCCUCGCUGCCACACAGCAAGUCUUGACACCAUGGAUUCGGGCAGCAGCAGCAGCGACUCGGCUCCCGACUGCUGGGACCAGGUGGACAUGGAAGCCCCGGGGUCGAGCGGGGAUGGAGUCUUGUCCGCGGUGGCCGAGGCCCGGCGCGAGCCCCUCAGCUCGGCUUUCAGCCGUCAGCUCAACGUCAACGCCAAGCCCUUCGUGCCGAACGUACACGCCGCGGAGUUCGUGCCGUCCUUCCUGCGGGGCCCGACUCAGCCGCCCACCCCGCCGGCCGGCUCCGGCCGCAACGCUGAAACCUGCACCGUCGCGGGAUACCCUCAAGGUAAAAGGAUGGGACGGGGGGCACCUGUGGAAACUUCCCGAGAGGAACCGUUAGUGUCGCUUGAAGGUUCCAAUCCGGCCGUUACCAUGGAACUUUCGGAACCUGUUGUAGAAAAUGGAGAGGUGGAAAUGGCCCUAGAAGAAUCAUGGGAGCACAGCGAAGAAGUAAGUGAAGCCGAGCCUGGGGGUGGUUCCACGGGACAUUCGGGGCCCCCAGAAGAAAGUGGCCGGGAAAUGAUGGAGGAGAAAGAGGAAAUCAGAAAAUCCAAAUCUGUGAUCGUCCCCUCAGGUGCUCCUAAGAAAGAACACGUAAAUGUAGUGUUCAUUGGCCAUGUAGAUGCUGGCAAGUCAACCAUCGGAGGACAGAUAAUGUUUUUGACUGGAAUGGUUGACAAAAGAACACUGGAGAAAUAUGAAAGAGAAGCUAAGGAGAAAAACAGAGAAACCUGGUAUUUGUCCUGGGCCUUAGAUACAAAUCAGGAAGAACGAGACAAGGGUAAAACAGUCGAAGUGGGUCGUGCCUAUUUUGAAACAGAAAGGAAACAUUUCACAAUUUUAGAUGCCCCUGGCCACAAGAGUUUUGUCCCAAAUAUGAUUGGUGGUGCGUCUCAAGCUGACUUGGCUGUGCUGGUCAUCUCUGCCAGGAAAGGAGAGUUUGAAACUGGAUUUGAAAAAGGUGGACAGACAAGAGAACAUGCGAUGUUGGCAAAAACUGCAGGGGUAAAACAUUUAGUAGUGCUUAUUAAUAAGAUGGAUGAUCCCACAGUAAAUUGGAGCAUCGAGAGAUAUGAAGAAUGUAAAGAGAAACUGGUACCCUUUUUGAAAAAAGUCGGCUUCAGUCCAAAAAAGGACAUUCACUUUAUGCCCUGCUCAGGACUGACUGGAGCAAAUAUUAAAGAGCAGUCAGAUUUCUGCCCUUGGUACACUGGAUUACCAUUUAUUGCAUAUUUGGAUAACAUGCCAAACUUCAACAGAUCAAUUGAUGGACCAAUUAGACUGCCAAUUGUGGAUAAGUACAAGGAUAUGGGCACUGUGGUCCUGGGAAAGCUGGAAUCUGGGUCCAUUUUUAAAGGCCAGCAGCUUGUGAUGAUGCCAAACAAGCACAAUGUAGAAGUUCUCGGAAUACUUUCUGAUGAUACUGAAACUGAUUUUGUAGCCCCAGGUGAAAACCUCAAAAUCAGACUGAAGGGAAUUGAAGAAGAAGAGAUUCUUCCAGGCUUCAUACUUUGUGAUCCUAGUAACCUUUGCCAUUCUGGACGCACGUUUGAUGUUCAGAUAGUGAUUAUUGAGCACAAAUCCAUCAUCUGCCCAGGUUAUAAUGCGGUACUGCACAUUCAUACUUGUAUUGAGGAAGUGGAGAUAACAGCCUUAAUCUCCUUGGUAGACAAAAAAUCCGGAGAAAAAAGUAAGACACGACCCCGCUUCGUGAAACAAGAUCAAGUGUGCAUUGCCCGUUUAAGGACAGCAGGAACCAUCUGCCUUGAGACGUUCAAAGAUUUUCCUCAGAUGGGUCGUUUUACUUUAAGAGAUGAGGGUAAGACCAUUGCAAUUGGAAAAGUUCUGAAACUGGUCCCAGAGAAGGACUAAGCAAUUUUCUUGAUGCCUCUGCAAGAUACUGUGAGGAGAACUGACAGCAAAAGUUCACCACCGACUCUUAUUUACUGUCCAUUGACUGACUUCUCUUCAUAUUUUGCAAAGAGAAAUUUCACAGCAAAAAUUCAUGUUCUGUCAGCUUUCUCAUGUUGAGAUCUCAGUUAUGUCACUGUUGAAUUUACCCUCAAGUUUCCUUUCUCUGUACCACUCUGCUUCCUUGGACAAUUAUCAGUAAUAGCUUUCUAAGUGAUGUGGAUGUAAUUGCGUAUAAUAAUGAGAAAUUAAUGUUCUUUAAUUUUUCAUUUUCCUUUAGGACAUUUAGACCACCCUUGUUCCACUGCAGACCAGUCAGAGUGUGCCAUUGUUUGUAAAUGUUAAAAUGAUAACUAACAUGUGAAUAAACUACGCCGUUUGAAACUCUAUGGUUAUUUGAAAUGCUUUUAAAUAAUGUUUAAAUUUCAUUAUGUAAUGCUAUUCAGUUAGCUUUAUUACUUUCUCAAAUAGUUGAAUAUGUUCUAUCACUUUUAAAAACUCUUCACCACUGACUGUUUUAAGUGAGGAAUUUGCAAACAAUGCAUAAAUGUGUAUUAAAGGAAAAAUUUUAAUUUUGAGAAAAACUUAUGUUAACGCUCUUCCCAGUGACCUUUGUUUUCUCUGUCCAAGUCCAGUCAAUAAAGGAGCUCUUCUGCUUCCCAACUUGUGAUUUGAAAA
Molecule: messenger RNA, 2835 nt
Organism: Saimiri boliviensis boliviensis (Bolivian squirrel monkey)
Lineage: Eukaryota; Metazoa; Chordata; Mammalia; Primates; Cebidae
Gene: GSPT2
Product: G1 to S phase transition 2
Molecular function (GO): GTP binding; GTPase activity
Source: RefSeq, a predicted model, not a curated record